AGAGGCGUAUGAUAACUUGGUGCCUCAAUGAGUUGACGCUGGCAGAAAUCCAACAGGCAACUCAGUAACAUUAUUUAAUUCAUGGCUGCGAUGCCGUCUCCCUAUAAAUAGGGGUCACAGCUUUACUCUCUCCCACUCACUCAUCUCACGUUCCCACAUCACCUUCCCCAGUGAGUGACGGUUUAGCUUCGUCUCUUUAAAAAGGACAAGCUAAGAGGAAGUUCUCUCUCAGUUUCCAUUAAUGGCGGGAUUCUUGAGCUUCACGGGAAGGAGAUCUGUAGCCUUGAAGAGUCUUCUAAAGAGGAACGAUUUCUCCACUCAAGCUGUUAGGGAUCUGCCCAAGGAUUUCCCCGGAAUUCAUGUCAAGAAGGACGUUUCUCAGCUUAUUGGGAAGACUCCCCUUGUCUAUCUGAACAAAGUGACUGAAGGUUGUGGAGCUUAUGUAGCAGUCAAGCAAGAAAUGUUUCAACCCACUGCUAGUGUCAAGGACAGACCUGCCCGCUCCAUGUUUGAAGAUGCAGAAAAGAAAGGACUGAUAAGCCCUGAAAAGACGGUGUUGAUUGAGCCAACAUCAGGGAAUAUGGGAAUAAGUAUGGCAUUUAUGGCGGCUCUGAAGGGGUACAAGAUGAUUCUCACCAUGCCUUCUUACACAAGCCUCGAGAGGAGAGUAACUAUGAAAGCAUUUGGAGCAGAACUAGUAGUCACUGAUCCUACAAAAGGCAUGGGAGGAACAGUCAAAAAGGCUUAUGAUCUUUUGGAGUCAACCCCAAAUGCUUUCAUGCUGCAACAAUUUGAAAAUCCUGCAAAUACUAAGAGUCAUUAUGAGACUACCGGACCUGAGAUAUGGGAGGAUACUCUCGGCCAAGUGGACAUCUUUGUUAUGGGAAUAGGAAGUGGAGGCACUGUCUCUGGAGUUGGACAAUAUCUGAAAUCCAAAAAUCCUAAUGUCAAGAUAUAUGGACUUGAACCUGCAGAGAGCAACAUACUAAAUGGUGGCAAGCCAGGUCCUCAUCAAAUAACUGGUAAUGGUGUUGGCUUUAAACCAAAGAUAUUGGACAUGGAUGUAAUGGAUGCUGUUCUUGAGGUCACCAGUGAAGAUGCAGUGAAGAUGGCAAGAGAGUUGGCUGUUAAGGAGGGGCUCAUGGUGGGAAUUUCCUCUGGAGCAAAUACAGUUGCAGCAUUAAGACUUGCAAAGAUGCCAGAGAAUAAAGGGAAACUUAUUGUGACGGUUCAUGCAAGCUUUGGAGAGAGGUACUUGUCAUCUGUACUCUUCCAAGAACUGAGGCAAGAGGCUGAGAACAUGCAACCAGUUUCAGUGGAUUAAUAUUACCAAUUCUUGUCAUUAGUAGAGGCAAGAGGCCGAGAAUAUGCAACCAGUUUCAGUAGAUUAAUAUUACCAAUUCUUGUCAUUCCUAGAGAGCUCUCACUACUUGUGAAUAUGCUGUAUGCAUUUCUAAUAAGGAAUGUGGAUGAUGGUGUUCAUAUGGUCAGUGAUUAUCAAUUAUUACAUUUAUGUGGUUGCUAGAGAGCUUUCACUUGUAAAUGUGGGUUUCAUUACUACAUCGAUUGUAAUGGAAUCCUUCCACUCCUUUAAGAUGUUACAUUUUUCUUCUUUAAAUUCCUUGUGUCCAAUGAUGUAAUAAAAAUGCAACUGUGAUGUAAUAUAAAGCAAUUUAUCAUUCGACUUAAA
Messenger RNA from Macadamia integrifolia, 1690 nucleotides. RefSeq names its product bifunctional L-3-cyanoalanine synthase/cysteine synthase 2, mitochondrial-like. The record is from RefSeq and is a predicted model, not a curated record. Lineage: Eukaryota; Viridiplantae; Streptophyta; Magnoliopsida; Proteales; Proteaceae. The coding region runs from base 242 to 1324 and encodes 360 amino acids. The transcript is spliced from 10 exons. Gene Ontology annotation, cellular component: cytoplasm. Gene Ontology annotation, molecular function: cysteine synthase activity.